Nematolebias whitei (Rio pearlfish) is the source of this 3025-nucleotide messenger RNA. RefSeq names its product DnaJ (Hsp40) homolog, subfamily C, member 6 (gene dnajc6). NCBI's taxonomy places the organism in Eukaryota, Metazoa, Chordata, Actinopteri, Cyprinodontiformes, Rivulidae. Gene Ontology annotation, cellular component: cytosol. The transcript has 17 exons. Gene Ontology annotation, biological process: protein dephosphorylation. Bases 1 to 2619 code for a protein of 872 amino acids. Gene Ontology annotation, molecular function: phosphatidylinositol-3,4,5-trisphosphate 3-phosphatase activity; protein tyrosine phosphatase activity. The record is from RefSeq and is a predicted model, not a curated record.
AUGGACGGCACCUAUGGAGGAGGGCUGUUUGACAUGGUGAAGGGAGGAGCUGGGAAGUUCUUCAGCAACUUUAAGGACAAUCUAAAAGACACACUGAAGGACACCUCCACCAAGGUCAUGCACCAAGUCUCUACAUACACUAAAGGGGAACUGGACAUUGCCUACAUUACAUCAAGGAUCAUAGUGAUGACGUACCCAGCGGAGUCUGUCCAGUAUGGUUGCCAGAACCAUGUUGAGGAUAUCCGCUCCUUCCUUGACAGCCGCCACGCAGACCACUACACAGUCUUCAACUUAUCGCAGCGCAACUACCGCGGGGCCAAAUUCUCCAACAGGGUGUCGGAGUGUAACUGGCCUUCACACCAAGCUCCAAGCCUUCACAACUUGUUUGCUGUGUGUAAGAACAUGCACAACUGGCUCAAGCAGAAUCCCAAGAACGUGUGCGUCAUCACCUGUUCGGAUGGUCGUGCUACCUCUGGUGUUUUGGUCUGUGCCAUGUUCUGCUUCUGCCACCUUUUCAACCACCCAGUUCCUGCCAUGCAGCUGCUGAGCGCCAAAAAACCCGGUUCUGGCCUCUGGCCUUCACAUCGCAGGUACAUAGGUUAUGUGUGUAGCAUGGUGUCAGAGAAGCCCACCCUCCCCCACUCGAAGCCCUUGCUGAUCAAGGCGCUCACUAUAAGUCCAGUUCCCUGUUUCAACAAGCAGCGGAGCGGCUGCCGGCCCUUUUGUGACGUCCUCAUUGGUGAGACUAAGAUCUUCACCACUGCACAGGAGUAUGAAAGGAUGAGAGAGCACAGGAUCCAGGAGGGGAAAGUGGUUUUCCCUCUUGGUGUGAGUGUUCAGGGAGACAUCGUGGUUUCAGUCUACCACAUGAGAUCAACAAUCGGAGGCCGUCUGCAGGCCAAGGUGUCCAACACCCAGAUCUUCCAGAUCCAGUUCCACACUGGCUUCAUCGCUCCUGGAACAACGAUAUUAAAAUUUAACAAACCCGAGCUUGAUGCCUGUGAUUCUCCAGAGAAAUACCCUCAGCUGUUCCACGUCAUACUUGACAUUGAGGUAGAGGGGGUGGACAAGCAGAAAGACCUCACGCCACCAUGGGAGCAGUUCCCCUGUAAAGACCUGAGUCCCAAUGUGCUCUUUUCCUGCCAUCAGGAGCUUCAGGAUGCUCUGGCUGUUGCAGAGCCAAGCCGACAACAUGGAGAAGGUCGGAGUCACGGAGAGGAGAGCGAAGCCUCCGAUGACGAAAUGUUGUCGCUCUCCAGUCAACGUAGCAGCAUCAGUACAGCCUCACAGAAACCAGAACGUCCGGCUCCACCGCCUGCUGCAACCAAACCUGCAGAGGAAGUGGAUCUUCUUGGUCUGGGUGGAGAGGACAUGAACCGUCCCUUCCCUUCAUCUCAACCUUCACCUUCAGCAGCGGCGAGCACUGACCUUCUUGGGGACCUGUUCGGUGCCCCACAGCCAACCAGUGGACCCUCAUCCACCCAGUCCACUCCACAUAAAGUGGCCCCAAAUACUGCUUCACCUUCUCCCUCUCCUGCUCCACCAGCGUUUGAUCCGUUUGGAAAAGCUCCCAUGUCCAAGCCUCAGGAGAUGAUGGGUUCAUUCCUCGGACCAGGUCGAAGUUCCCCCGUCCCACCCACCACACCUACUGUCAACAUUCAGCAGCAGAAUGCCAUGGGAGGAUGGGACUGGAACAGACCUGCUACCACAAAUAACGGGGCAGGCUUUGGUAUGGACAGUAGAUCAGCUACAACUAGUCCCACUGGCUCAGUCCACAGCACCCCCACCCACCAAACCAAGCCAAACUCCCUGGAUCCAUUUGCUGAUAUUGGUAAUCUGUCUGGCAGCCUUGGAGGAGGAUCUGGUUUCUCCAGCAAGCCCACCACUCCAACAGGAGCAACUCCUUCUUUCCCACCCAUGGGAUCCCCAUCACGGCCACCGCCAUCUCCCCAGCACACAGGUGGUUGGCAGCCCCACACAGGAGCCAAUUUCUCCUCAUGGCAGCCCGGCACUGGAGGAAAUAGUGGCUGGCAAGCCCAAGGACAGGGCCCCAGCACGCAACCAAAGCCCAGCCCCAGCCACACCUCCAUGCCUCACACGUCUCCACAAAAUCGACCUAACUACAACGUCAGCUUCUCAGCAAUGGGAGGAGGUUCUCCUAGUGCAGCGGGCAAAUCACAAGCUGGGAUGGGUUCGAAACCCAAAGCCUCCGAUGCUAACUUUGAUGACCUGCUAUCUGGCCAGGGCUUUGCUGGGACCAAAGAGAAGAAAGGGCCCAGGACUAUAGCAGAAAUGAGGAAAGAGGAGAUGGCCAAAGAGAUGGACCCUGAGAAAAUAAAGAUUUUGGACUGGAUUGAGGGGAAGGAACGUAACAUCCGUGCUCUGCUGUCCACCAUGCACACUGUGCUGUGGGAGGGAGAGACGCGCUGGAAGCCCAUGGGCAUGGCCGACCUGGUUACUCCUGAACAGGUCAAAAAGGUUUACCGCAAAGCAGUUCUGGUUGUUCACCCAGAUAAGGCGACCGGGCAACCAUAUGAGCAGUACGCCAAGCUGAUUUUCAUGGAACUCAAUGACGCCUGGUCAGAAUUUGAAAGUCAAGGACAAAAACCACUUUACUAAAAUAAAAGUGGCGUCGGGAUCUCGUCUCUAACCCUGAAAGUGUUCCCUCCUCCGGUCUGCGUAUGAUAACAUCUGCCUUUAUAGCUCGCUUCGACUCAUGCAUCUCUUCCUGCCACGAACACUUACCGACGGUGGCAAAGGACCACCGGUAUGUGAUCGUUUGCUCUGAGUCAGCUCAACAACUGAUCACCAAGACAGAUGAUCAAAAGAGAGGAAGAGAAGAGAAUCUCAGCAGAUAAGAGAAAAACGCGUCAGGGAGCACAAAGCAAACAUUUCACAAACUUCUCAACAAAACAAGUUCAGAGAUAUCAACUAAUCUGUGAGGCACAACAAGCAUUUAACAACGUCGGAGCGGUUUGGAAUGUGGAGUUUGGGCUUUGUUGUGUGUGCGGGGAGAAAAUGGAUU